Linderina pennispora is the source of this 786-nucleotide messenger RNA. RefSeq lists its product as uncharacterized. Lineage: Eukaryota; Fungi; Kickxellomycota; Kickxellomycetes; Kickxellales; Kickxellaceae. The record is from RefSeq and is a predicted model, not a curated record. The coding region runs from base 231 to 626 and encodes 131 amino acids. The transcript has a single exon.
AUCCCGGCAUUUGUCUGUUAGGAGGUGUCGUGAUUUUGUUGUGGCCAUUCAGCCAAAAAUACCACUUGGGCAUCGUACGCGCCAACUGCAUGCAAACUGCAGAGGAUGGGCACUUGUCAAGAGAGAUGCAUGCUGACUUUUUUUUGCUGCUGUAGACCCCCUGCUGAGGAUUCCUAUCCAACCAUCGACCCCAUCUGUUUCAUCAUCACGACAGGCUACGAGGCCCUCGGAUGACCCGGAAGGGAAAGAGGAUAUGCACGGGCGGACAUGACAGGGGAGCGUCAAGGGGAUUUACAACACCUUCGACGUAUGUGUGUUGGAGGCAAGAGGCAAAAAGAGUGCAAUUUACGGCGACACUGCAGCUGCAUGCUUACACCUUUUGGGCAGGCAGCCCUUGUUUCACAGUUCCGCCCCCUGCUACUUCCCUCGAGCCAGCGGGUGGUGGCAGCUGCAUCAGAGUGGGGGUGGGGUGCAGAGAGGAUGUAGAGACAUGCAGAACACAGCAUGUACAUGGACAGUGUCUUGUGGUCAUCCUCCCCAUCAAGAGGUCCCCUAUUCCCACCCCUCACACUUUGAAUCUCCGAAGAGAUACAAUAGUACCUGGCUGGCCAUUGUUUGCCUGCUAAUGAGCGCAAUUAAAGGGCACGGACUGCAGUGCUUUUUUGCCAAUGGCCAUGGUCCGAGGCGCUCGGGACUCAUUCCCCACAGCCAGAGCAUGCGCUGGCUAUUUUGAUUCAUGGAUUCUUUUUAUAGCGCCCUUUUAGAACUGACUCGUUGCCCCUCGGC